CUGGGCGUUGUGGCGGGCGCCUCAGCGGGAGGCUGAGGCAAGAGAAUCACGUAAGCCCAAGAGCUGGAGGUUGCUGUGAGCCGUGUGAUGCCACAGCACUCUACCGAGGGCAGUAAAAGUGAGACUCUGUCUCUACAAAAAAAAAGAAAACUUGACUCACAAUGGCUCCCUGUGGCCCACAGCCAAACACUAUUAGCUCCGUCUGGCUCAGCGGCUCAGACUAGGGCCCUAGACAAUGGCCAAAGUUCUCCGCACUCCGGCUCAGGCUCUCCCCAAGGCAGUUCAACUGAGUGCCAAGUCCAAAGACACCAAAAUAGUUCACAGAAAUGUAGACAACCAGUUUCCUGAGCAAGCUAUUCCAGCAGGAUUUCCAGCAUAUCCUGCUUUUAGCCCGCUGCAGAUGCUGUGGUGGCAACAGAUGUAUGCUCAUCAGUAUUACAUGCAAUAUCAAGCUGCAGUUUCAGCUCAGGCCACAUCCAAUGCCAACUCAGGCCAGCCUACUGCUUCACAGCCUCUUAAUUUGGCACAUGUUCCUGGAGAAGAGCCCCCACCAGCUCCAAACCUUGUGGCCCGAGAAAACCAACCUGUGAAUGAGAAUGUUCAAAUGAAUGCACAGGGAGGUCCAGUGCUAAAUGAAGAAGACUUCAAUCGAGACUGGCACCAAGAUGGAUGGUUUCCUUUUCAGCAAGAAGGAGGUCAGCAACAGGCUUCCAACAAUAAUGCCAGAAUUAACAAUGAUGGACAAAACGCAAACAAUGUAGAACUUGAAGAAAUGGAGCGUCUUAUGGAUGAUGGGCUGGAAGAUGAGAGUGGAGAAGAUGCAAGUGAAGAUGCCAGUGCAAUUCAAAGGCCUGGAUUAAUGGCUUCAGCUUGGUCUUUCAUCACCACCUUCUUCACUAUACCAGAGGGGCCUCCCCAGGUUGCCAAUUAGACCUCAAAAACUGUGCCAGCUAUAAAGAAGGGUCUGACUUUAGGAAAAUGGUUUUAAGUAAGUACAAUUUCAAAAA
This is a messenger RNA of Nycticebus coucang (slow loris), 1007 nucleotides long. Its product is annotated as homocysteine-responsive endoplasmic reticulum-resident ubiquitin-like domain member 2 protein. The transcript has a single exon. The record is from RefSeq and is a predicted model, not a curated record. Lineage: Eukaryota; Metazoa; Chordata; Mammalia; Primates; Lorisidae. Bases 236 to 931 code for a protein of 231 amino acids. Gene Ontology annotation, biological process: endoplasmic reticulum unfolded protein response.